This is a messenger RNA of Miniopterus natalensis, 8436 nucleotides long. NCBI's taxonomy places the organism in Eukaryota, Metazoa, Chordata, Mammalia, Chiroptera, Miniopteridae. The record is from RefSeq and is a predicted model, not a curated record.
AUGUCGUCUGACAAGAUCCAGAGUGGAGAGGAAGCUUCACGGAGGCGUCUUCUGGGGAGAGGACGUGGCAUGUGGGUGGGAGUAAUUGGCUUAGUGGGAAUAUCUCUUCUCCUCCUUGGAGGGGGAUUUUGGGUCGUAAAGUCAAUAACUAACCUGGGAAUGGCAAAUAAUGAUGUGUCCCUAAAAAUCACUUCUGAAGAAAUCCUGAUUUCCCCAGGUCCAGUCACUACCACAUGUGCUGGAUGCUUUAACAAAUUGUUAUUAGAAGAAGCCAGGAAAACUCCCCCUGGCGCCCCCAGUGAGGAAUUUACGGAGGAACCAGAGGAAGCUGAGCUCACGCAGCCGCCUACGUUCCAGUGCCCGGCCUGUGAGUGCAGGAUUAGUCGAGGACAGGAAAAAGGCCAUCGCCCCUCGCCUACUGCACAAGGACCACCCUGGUCUUCAGAGCCUGCGAGUGAAGACAGCAAAUACCUGCCUUUUCAAGAGCUUCGACAGUGCCAAAGGAGGCAGCGCCAGCAGCAGCACCGCAGAAUCCAUUCCAACAAAAGACUUCCCUCAAAGUGUGAUGGUAUUUCAAGAUGGGCCUUUGGGGGCGAAUUAGGGCUGGAUGAGGUCAUGAAAGAGGGGCCUUGUGACCGAAUCCAUGACCUUACAAGAAGAAACAACAAAAGGGGUGCUACAUCCGUUGUGUACAGAUGCAAACAGAAGGGGACUCAGAAGCCUUAUGCUCUCAAAGUGUUAAAGAAAACAGUGGACAAAAAAAUCGUGAGAACUGAGAUAGGAGUUCUACUUCGCCUCUCACAUCCGAACAUUAUAAAACUUAAAGAGAUAUUUGAAACUCCCACAGAAAUCAGUCUGGUCCUAGAACUCGUCACAGGAGGAGAGCUGUUUGACAGGAUUGUGGAAAAGGGGUAUUACAGUGAACGAGAUGCUGCAGAUGCUGUUAAACAAAUCCUGGAGGCUGUUGCUUACCUCCAUGAAAAUGGGAUUGUCCAUCGUGAUCUCAAACCAGAGAAUCUUCUCUAUGCAACUCCAGCCCCAGAUGCACCACUCAAAAUUGCUGAUUUUGGACUCUCCAAAAUUGUGGAACAUCAAGUGCUCAUGAAGACGGUGUGUGGAACGCCAGGGUAUUGUGCACCUGAAAUUCUUAGAGGCUGCGCCUACGGACCUGAGGUGGACAUGUGGUCUGUAGGGAUAAUCACCUACAUCCUACUUUGUGGGUUUGAACCGUUCUACGACGAAAGAGGCGAUCAGUUCAUGUUCAGGAGGAUUCUGAAUUGUGAAUAUUACUUUAUCUCCCCCUGGUGGGAUGAAGUAUCUCUAAAUGCCAAGGACUUGGUCAGAAAAUUAAUUGUCUUGGAUCCUAAGAAACGUCUGACUACCUUCCAAGCUCUCCAGCACCCAUGGGUCACAGGUAAAGCAGCCAAUUUUGUACACAUGGAUACUGCUCAAAAGAAGCUCCAAGAAUUCAACGCCCGGCGCAAGCUUAAGGCGGCGGUGAAGGCCGUGGUGGCCUCGUCGCGGCUGGGCAGUGCCAGCAGUAGCCAUAGCGGCCUCCAGGAGGGCCACAAGGCCGGCCAAGAGCCAUGCCCCGUCCAAGGCGGCGGCGAAGCUGUCGGCGCCGCUCCAGAGAAGGAAGUUCCAGGGGACGGGGCCCAGAUGGCCGUCGAGAGGCCGGAGGCCGGGCCCACGGAGGCGCCGUCCUCGGAGCGAGUCCAAGAGGCCGAUGCGAAUGCUGCCGAGGCGCCGGAGGACGGGACAGAGGUGGCAGCCCCAGAAGGAGAGGAGGAGGAGGAGGGGGAGGAGGAGCUGAAGACUGUGACGGAAGCAGCGGCCCCCCAGAAAGGGCAAGACGACCCUGCUCUGGGCUUUGGGGCUCAGCAGAAUGACGGGGUCCUGCCAGAGAACUAAGCGGGCUCCCGUCCGCUUUGGAAGCCGGACCCUGGACGCAUUCGGUCGUCAGCCAGGAAGGUGUGGAAGCAUGAGAUGCGCUAUAGUGAUUGUUUUUGAGGUGCAAAAAAUACAUAUAUAUCAGUUGGUAAUCCUAACUUCCAUGCAUGUGACUGCUUUAUGAAAAAUAGUGUCUUCUAUGGUAUUAAUGGAUACCUAAUACCGAUGAGUUAAAUUUAAAAUUACAAGUAAACACAACAUUUAAAAACAUGCAUUUUUCAGGGACCAGUAGCACACAUUUGAAGUAAAUAUUAACAAAUGGUUUUUGCUUUGAAAACCUAACCAUCCUAUACCCUUUGGAAAUUUAUCAUCUCAUCCCUUUGGACUGUUCCUCAGCUAGUACUAAGUAGUGCUCUCAGAUGUGUUCCUAUGACAUUUGCAUUUUAAUUAUCACCAAUGUGUUCAAAUUGUUUACAAGGAGAUGGUUAUAUGUUAUAGUUGUAUGGUAUGUGCAAAAAAACCUCCACAGAUCCGCAGUGGCAAGAAAUUGAAGCACACUUUAAGGGCCAUGAAACUACAUGCUCCAAAGCUUUUGUGGAGAAUGCUUUUUUAUUUUGCCCUUACUAUAUUACUAAUAACCGAACAUGUUCUGUCAUAAAAUUCUGCCAUUUUACAAUCCUGGGGAAAGUAUUUUACAAAUUGGUUCUUCACCUGUUCUCUAUUGAGAUGUCCUUUGGAUGGACAACACUUAGGGGGCAGUAAAGAAUUUUAGGGAAGAAAGGGAGAUAAGACCAGGACUUAGAAUAACAAAGGUUGGCUCCUUGUUAUUUUUCAGGUAAAGCUGGGUUUAUUAAAUGAGUGUGUACAACUUUCAAGGUAGGAGCAUUGUUAUGGAUAAACUUCAUAAUUACCAAGUUUCAAAUAUUUAGAAAUAUCUACCCUACAGGUGGUGCCAAACUGAAUAGAGUGGGAAUAGUAUUCCAUUAAAAGAUCAUUCAUUAUUGACUUUACUAGAAUAAGGAAACAUUUUUGUUUAUAAAGUCUCCCCCUCCCCCCUUCAACUGAUGGUUAUUUAGAUAUACUGUUUAUAAACUAGAGAUAUUUCUGAAAAGCUAGUAUAUCUUUUUCUCACACUUGGAAUGAAGUGCCCACAUUUUGCAAUGUAGUUUUGAAAGUGUUCAUGUCAGUUUAGGACAGUGCAACUUUUUAUUUCUCUUAAUACACAAAAACAAAAAACAAAACAAAGGAAGAACAUUGAUUUUAAAUCAGACUUGAGAAGGUGUAACAUUAGACUUUACUAGGAUUUUAUUCCAAAGUAUAUUUCUUUGAUUUUCAUAUGAACACUUUCCCUGUAUAGAAAUCACACUUAAAUUACAAGUACCUCAGAUUUAUUUCUAGUUUAAAAUGAACAUUUUUAUGAAAUUAAUUAUGUAUCACAUUUCUAGUACAUUUUCUUAAUUUCAAAGAAGAAUUCUAUUCAAAGUACAAAAUGGUAGACAAUAAAAAUGACUAUCACAUAAAAAUCCUCAUUGAAAAAAAGAGAUCUUAAAAAAUUAUUUUGGCGCUCCCUCAAAACCAUUAAAUUGAACAAUGAAAUGAAAGGUCUAGUUUCUGGGGUGAUCGGACCUUGGUAGACAUUCGGCUUUCCAAGCACAGAUCUUCCUUCAGUGCUCUUCUCCUGAGAAGAAAACAAGGUAGGAUUUCUCGACUUCCAUAGCUUAGGGGCCUGACAGGUCACUGGCAUGGAGGAAAUAGCCCUUAAGUGAGGGCUCAGAGAAAGACUACUUUUUGUUUUAUUUUGUUUUUAUUAACUAGUAGAGAGUACUUCUCCUCCUCUCUAUUUCUUCUCUUUCUGCUUUAUUCUCUCUCAAAAUUCCCAUUUCAGCUAUGAUAAAGGGCUCACUGUUUUUAAUCUUUAAGGAUGCCUUUUUUACUAAGCAUUAAGAUUUCCAUUGUAAAAGAUCAAUUGCCUAAUGUACUUUUCUCAGUGAGACUUAACAGGUAUAUACAGUAAAUGUCCCAUGUAUUACAGAUGGGAAGAAGAGAGGGAAAGGGAUUUUAUUAGACAGUGGCAUGAGUCAGAAGAUCAGAAUAUAUCAUCGCUCCCAGUCCGCCCAUAUUGCUCAAGGGCCGAUAUAUCACCCAACACGCAGGGCUGACUUCGGUGGUUGGCCCUACAGGCGGCAGGAACAGCACUGGAAAUGCCCGGGCCAGCGUGUGUGUAAGGGUUUGACCCAUUAAAAUGAGUGCACGUACCUAUUCCUUGAUGAAUACUUGAGGGUGUGAAGGUAAUUUACUUUUUUUUUUUAAUCGGUAAAUUGCACUCUCUAAAAAUCAAUGGGAGUUGUACAUUUUGACUUGUAUGUUAAAGAUUAAGUCCUGAUAAUGCCUAAAUAGUGGCUGAUUUAGUUAUUUCAGUGGAAAACAAGUCAAGCUUUCAUAAAAAUGUGUUCAUUCAGCCAAGAGAUUCAAUCUAAGAGUUCAUAGAAAUACAACCUAAGUUGGGGUAACUGGGUUAACAUUUUGAAAGAACAGCAAACAUUGAUAUUACUUGUUGAAAUGGGAUAUAUUAUCUCUCUCAAAGAUUACUUAGCUAAAUAAUGGCAGAUAGAGCUUUACUCUGACGAACUACUUCAUAAUGUUACCCCUAUUUAACAAUAUAGUCAAAUUAUAUUUAAAGCAAAAGAAUUACGGGAAUUUCAGCAAAGAACAAUAAAUUAUGUUUUGCACUUUAGAGCUGAUAAUUAUCAUAGUCCAUCACUGAUUUUUGUUUUCAGGUACGUUCAGAUGCAUAGCAUAACUUAGACUAUUUACCAUGAAGGACAAUCUUGAUCUCCCCCAUUUGAAAACCUAAUUGGAACCCCAGUGAUUUUUCUCAGACUGUAAGCAUUGAUUCGUUUCAUGAAUGCAUAAAUAAUGUAGAAGUUAGAAUUAUAUGGUUGAAGAAAUUAUCUAGAACAAGUGCUGUCUAAUAUAAAUAUGAUACAAGCCACACGUGUAAUUUAAAAUUUUCUCUUAACCACAUUAAAAACACACAAAAAAUAUUAGGCAACAGUAACUGUAUAUUUUAAUCCAAACUAUUAUUCUAGCAUAUCAUCAAUAUGAAAAAAUAUUUUAAUUUUUUUAUUUUUAUACUGUUUUGAAAAGCAGUAUAUGUUACUAACCCCUUUAGUAAAUCAAAUGCUCAAUAGUCACGUGACUAGUGGCUACAAAAUUGAAACAGUGCCCUUCUAGAGUAUUUUCUAAGCAAAAUGACACCUGAAUUUCUGUGCUUAGAUUAGAGCUGCCUCAGUUUCCCACGCUGAUGAGUUGGUAGGAGGCCAAAAGGGAAAUGUGUCAGAUACUCAUAGACUGAAAUAAGUAAAAAUUCUCCUGGCCACGUCCGCUUAGGCACACGCUUCAGAGGAGUGUUUCCCAGCAUGACUCUGAGAGAACAGCACUCUUCUGGACAUUGUUAGUUGUUGGCCACAGUCCCUCCGAUCGCUCUGGCCCUGGAAUCUUGACUACAGGCUGGUCUCUCCUGAGCACAGCCGCGAAGCUCUUAGUAUUCUCCUGCACCCGUAUUUACCGUGGGCGAACCAGGUGUCCGCAGUCAGGAAGGACCGCACACAGAAUCUUAAUAGGAUUUUGUAGGCCUGGGCCAGGCUGGCACCAUCCUCGUGUUGCAGACAAGAGCCCUUUCUAAAAAUCUAUGAAAACAUACGAAAUUUGCAUGAGGAAGAUUCCACGGCGAGGACGAUCAGCCCCCAAGUGUGCAUAUGACCAUCGGCUGGCAUUUUUCAGAUUUUCUUCGAAGGGUUUAAUCAACACUGCCAUUACACAUUGAUUCAAAAGACUUUUGGAUAUUUCUUACAUACUGCUAUUUUAGAAUAAUCCUCAAGGUUCUAUAGCCAUUUUUAGUGGCAGACUUAAAAAGAAAGAGCAGUUUGCCUUAUACUGUGACCUCAAUUACAUAACAUUUUAAACACAUUUUCUAACUUAGAAUGUCUAGCAUUCCCUAUUCCAGUUUCACAUGCAAGGUAACCGUCUGGGUUGCCCACACACUGAAGAUCUAGAGAGAGCCAUUUUGUUUCAUAAUUCAGUAUUUUUUUCGCAGAAGCAUCUGGUUGCAUUUCAAAUUCAUAAGAAAGAAAGAAAAAAAAGUAAAUGCCAGAAAAGGCAAAGAAUAAAAUUAGUAAACCAUUUAUUCUGUUUUAAGAUUGUUCUUGCAAAGCAAAUGCAAAAAAGAAAAAAGCAAAUGAAGUGAAUCAGCACUAGGAUUUUCUUGAUGGUUAACUCCACAUAUAAUUGACAUAAAUACACUGAGCAGAGUCAAUUACAUAAUUACAAUGCCAUUAUGUAAUUUACUUGUCAUUGCAGAGUAUUCAGUAUACUAUUUUAGAUGGUGCAAAGUUUCCAGACAUUUACCUAUAUAAUAGGAUUUGUAAUAUCCUUGUAAUUACUGCAUAUUAGGUCAUAUUCUCAUUUUCUGAAUGCUCAUCACUGGUAUGUUCCUGAUCAGGGUCAUGGUUAACAUCUACUCACUUACUGGUUAAAUACUGUGCAAUGGUUAGACUCUGUGUUCGUGUCUUCAGUGUUUUUUAAACACUUACGCACAUAAAAUCUCAGUGUUGGUAUUAUAUUCAUAACCACAUGAUAAGCAGAAAUGUACCCAAUAAUUUUCUGUCAUUUUGUUCAAAGUCCUAUUCCUCCCUUGGCACAACUCAGGGGAAUUUUCUGCUUCCAUGACAAAUAGAAAAAAUAAAAAUGACCAUAGGAGAGAUAUCAGCUACCCACCCAUAGUAACCAAGUUCAGCAUUUUCUCUCCCUAUAUUCUGAUCUAUUAAGGACUAGGUUUUGUCAUUAUUACACCUUUCAGAAGUCACCUGAGAUCAGAUCAUCUCAGCUCACAAAGUCCAACCAUUUAUAAUCUUACCUUGGAGAGCAAUAACAAGCUUGACUAAUCUAUGCUUCCUUGUUUAAAAUUCCAAUUUUCAUAAAUGUGUGUGAUGUACUUGAGGAUUUGACUGCUUGAUUUUUAACUUCCUUCUAUACUCAGCUUUUCCUCUGUCACCUGGUCCCGAGGUCCACUUAGGGCAGGAUGCAAGUCUUCCCAUGACAGCGGGCCAUCUGACUCCUUCGCAGGAAUCAGACAUUGCUCUAGAGAAGACUCCAGGCAUCUGACCUGGUUGAGCUCAAAUGAGCCAAAUGGAAGGAGAUCUCUUGCCAUGCUCUGAUUGAAAGCGAUACUGUUUGAAUAUUGGUAUAUUGCCAUUACUCAGUAAUGGAAAAUGGGAUUCCACCAAUCCUUUGCUCUUCCCAGUGUCUUGGUUUGCUACCACUUGUCCCAGAUCUUUGUUGUGUUCCAUGUGUCUGGCCAUCAGGCUGUCCUCUAGGACUGUGAGAUCCUCUCUAAAACCCUGACAAGAGCAUCCCACACUGGCUGCAGAAACUGCGGGGCCCUAGGUAGCCCGGAAUUUAGUUUGAAACUAAACGGCAGUGCCAAGACUGCAGGAUCACACUGUUCUUCUUAAUAAUUGUUUCCAGCAUAUUUUGAAGAAAUUUCGAUAUGGACAUCUCAACUUGGAAAAACCCAUGGAUAUGGAAUAUUUAUAUCCAUGGAAUCUUUGCUAUGAUUCAUUGUAUUAAAAAAUGACAGUUUGUUUCAUUCAGAUUAAACAAUAAUCUUUAUUGUCCAUUUAAAAGAUUAUUUCAAGUUACUCAAAUGCAAUAGGGUUCAUGUUAAAGUUUUUGACAGUUGUUUUCCCUAAGUACUCUAGCUCUGACAGUCAGUUGUGGAUAAAAAUUAACUGGAUUUGUUCUUCGUUUUUUCCUUGGUACACGUAUAGAAGUUAAUCUGGUUUGUAAAGGAUACAAGCAAGUAUGACUAUAAAUUGAAAACUGUCAUCUCCUAACUGCCUGCUCUAACCUGAGCUGUUUUAUAGCCUAUCAUGCAGCUAAAAUGCAGCAGCAUAGGGUACCGAUAGCAUAUUCAUGAGUGACAAUUUCAUUUUUAUUGUCAAGGUUAUUAUUUUUGUUGGAAGUUCCUAAGGUGAUUCUGUUCAUGUACCUGGUCUCAGUAAUAUUUUCAUGGUCCCCCUAAAGCCAAAAGAAUUACCUAACAUGGCCAUUGAUUAAGUAGUUAGGCCCAAAUAACAUAAUAAUACCACUGCACUCGAUGUGUAACAGAUGUUACUGUGUUUCCCUUGAAAUUUUAACAUUUCCUGAGUUCUCUGAGCAGGAACAGCAGACAGGGGUUUAAGUGAUUCCUUAUGUCGGAUGAACUGUGGGAAUCAGGGAAAAGGGAUUAUUAGUAAAGGAGUUAGGGGCUAAUGUUUAGACUCUUUCUUAUUUGAAUGCCAAUCAUUCCUUUAUCUAUGGUCUUUGUGAUAUACAUAUAAAAUGUAUGUGCAUUUUUUAAAAAGUAAUUUUCACAUAAUUACCCAACAAAAAAAAUUAAAUCUCCAAACAACAGUUUUGAGGAGUUAGGCAAACCAUGGUUCACAGACCAAAUCCACCAGAGCCCUGUUUUUUUGUUUUUUUAAAUAAAGUUUUAUUAGAACAUGA